AUGUUGAAACUUCAGGAAGCAAAUCAGGAAAACGUCCUAGAGAAGAUGUGUGAGAUAGAUGCAGCUGGCUGCUACACCCUGUACAACUAUGUUUCAGGAGGUGAGCUAGAGCUUUUAGGAGCCGACGAAAAGCGGAGUGAAACUUGUGAGUUCUUAAGAACUGCAACGUCCAGUUUAUUUUCCUCUUUUUGUCUACUAAUUGCUAUAAUUGAGUCAAUGAUGGGACUUCUAGGAAAUGGGACUGUCUUGGCUGUCAGUUCAACUAGUUGCAUCAGGAGCAAAAUAUUGUCCUCCUAUGACGUGAUUAUGAUCUUUCUGGGCUUAUCCAGGUCCUUUUUGCAGUUCUGGAUGAUGCGGGAUUUCUUCCCAAGUAUUUUUUGUCAACUUUCCUUUCAUAAAGAAAACUUAUUUGUAACUUUCAUAGUUACAGGUUUUUAUAACUCUUCCAGUUUUUGGUUUGCUGCCUGGCUUAGUGUCUUCUAUUGUAUCAAGGUCGCCAGUUUUACCCAGUCAUUCCUCAUCUGUCUGAAGCAAAGGAUUUCCAGUCUGACACCCUGGAUGCUGACAGCAUCAUCUCUUUUUUCCUUUGCAACCUCUUUUCCCUUCUCCUGGGAUAACUGCAACACACACAGCAACUUCACUACUCCUUUCACCGUGACAAACUCUUCAGAAAGGAUAGUCACAAGGAAAACUAAGAGUUUGGUUUUGAGCCUUCUCUGUAACGGUGGUGUAGCUUAGCCUUCAGUAAUGCUUGUUUUUUCAAGCGUCCUGCUGAUUAGAUCUCUGUGGAGGUGCACCAGACAGAUGCAAAAUAAUGCAGGUGGCUUCAGGGAUCCCAGCUUAGCAGCUCUUAUUGGUGCCAUCAAGACAGUCUUCUCCUUCCUCCUCCUGUACAUUCCAAAUUUGAUUGCUUUGAUUCUCAUUUUAUCUGACACUUUCGUGCCUUUAAGCACUGAGGAAGCUGUAUGUGUUGUUGUAGUGGCUGCCUGUCCUGCACGACAAUCUACGGUCUUAACCUGGAGCAAGCUCAAAUUUCGAGAGCUGCUCACCAGCAUUUUGCACCACACAAGCUGCUGUGUCAGAGCAAGAUGCAGUUGA
This is a messenger RNA of Phasianus colchicus (ring-necked pheasant), 1098 nucleotides long. Lineage: Eukaryota; Metazoa; Chordata; Aves; Galliformes; Phasianidae. The record is from RefSeq and is a predicted model, not a curated record.